This is a messenger RNA of Coregonus clupeaformis (lake whitefish), 2553 nucleotides long. Its product is annotated as angiopoietin-related protein 2. The transcript is spliced from 5 exons. The record is from RefSeq and is a predicted model, not a curated record. Bases 721 to 2283 code for a protein of 520 amino acids. NCBI's taxonomy places the organism in Eukaryota, Metazoa, Chordata, Actinopteri, Salmoniformes, Salmonidae.
GGUGUGUUUGUGUGUGUAGUCAGAGCUUGUAUCUCAUGCUUGUAGAUGUCUUCGUGCGAAGGGGAGGAGAAAGGGGAGGGCUUGUGCUCAAUUUGUCAGCUUACUGAAACGUUGUGCCAGAGCAUUUUUCAUCAUGUAAAUGCACUGAGGAAAGGAAAGGGGAGGUAAGGAGGGGAAAAUGAGCAGAAAAAGACUGCCUCUUAGAGCCUUGAGGCAGAAGUGAUGGACUCAGCACUCAGAAAGUGACAGUCUUCUCCUACCGGGCUACAGACAGCACACUGGCCAGACCAUGCUGACCUGUCACUGUCUCCUGCUCUCUCACUGCCUGUGAGGAAUCUACUCAUUACAUCUAUUAACAAAUAUGGAUUUACUCGAUUUACUCUUUUGAAGUGGAUUUUUAAAUCUUUGCUCAAUGCCUACAGUACAACGGACAUCUUCCUGGCAAGUGCAGCUCCUGGUUCUAUAAUGAAGGUGUUUUAAUAACAGGCUUCAAACCACAGUCCACUUUUAAGUGACAGGACGGACUCAGGUGACAAAGAGCAAGUGAUCCAGAGAGAGAAGGACAGCCCCAAGCAGCUUUCACACAGACCGGUGAUUACUUUCUUCAAGGGGACACUUCAAUCAGUGUUGCCAGGAGGGCAAGGGAACUGAAGGGAUAGCAAGCUAUAGUUUACAAUUAUCUGCCUAAGGUGUGUGUGAGUGAGAGCCCUUCCCAGACUGAUGGAGCUCCCUGCAGUGGUGCUGCUGUUCCUGGUGUAUGGUCUGGUGUCUGGAGCCCAGCAGCCCCAGGGCCAGGGGAACCCCCAGGAGAGCAACCCCCAGGCCAGGAGCCAGGACAGGGCCCCGUCCCAGGAGUUUGAAAGCAGUAAGGAUGGCCUGGAGAGAGAAUUCCUGUAUUCUGGACGGAGGAGCAGACGGGCCCCCGCUGACUCCCAGCAGACUGACGAGUGUUCAUACACCUUCAUCGUUCCCCAGCAGAAGGUGACAGGGGCCAUCUGUGUGAACCGCAAGGAGCCGGACGCAGUGCUGGAGAACCGCGUCAACAAGCAGGAGCUGGAGCUACUGAACGGGGAGCUGCAGAAGCAGAAGAGGCAGAUCGAGACGCUGCAGCAGCUAGUGGAGGUGGACGGAGGCAUCGUCAACGAGGUCAAGCUGCUGAGGAAGGAGAGCAGGAACAUGAACUCCAGGGUGACUCAGCUCUACAUGCAGCUGCUGCAUGAGAUCAUCAGGAAGAGGGACAAUGCCCUGGAGCUGUCCCAGAUGGAGAACCGCAUCCUCAACCAGACAUCGGAGAUGCAGCAGCUCACUAACCGCUACAAGGACCUGGAGCACAAGUACCAGCACCUGGCCUCUCUGGCCAACAACCAGUCGGUUCUCAUCACCCUGCUGGAGGAGCAGUGCCAGGGUCGGCCUGUCAACCCCACUCGCCCAGUCCCCGUACCCCAGCCCAGGCCUCAGCCCCCACCCGCAUCAUCACCACCCAUCAACAAGCCCUACCAACCUCCCACCUACCCACGCCUCACCAACGAGAUUCAGAGUGACCAGAAGUCUGUGCUGCCUGUCCUUCCUACCAUGCCCAGUGGCACAGGCAGCCCCUCUACUACCAACAAACCCUCUGGGCCAUGGAAGGACUGCCUGCAGGCCCUGGAGGAUGGCCACACAGCUAGUGGCAUGUACCUGGUGAAGCCAGAGAACGCCAACAGACUGAUGCAGGUGUGGUGUGACCAGAGACAUGACCCUGGUGGCUGGACUGUCAUCCAGAGGAGGCUGGAUGGAUCAGUCAACUUCUUCAGGAACUGGGAGACUUACAAGCAAGGCUUUGGGAACAUAGAUGGAGAGUAUUGGCUGGGCCUGGAGAACAUCUACUGGCUGACCAACCAGGGGAACUACAAGCUGCUGGUGACGCUGGAGGACUGGUCUGGCAGGAAGGUGUUUGCAGAGUACGCCAGCUUCAGGCUGGAGCCUGAGGCAGACUUCUACAAACUCAGGGUGGGCCGCUACCAUGGCAACGCCGGAGACUCCCUCACCUGGCACAACGGCAAACAGUUCACUACGCUGGACAGAGACCAUGAUGUGUUUACAGGUAACUGUGCCCACUACCAGAAGGGAGGCUGGUGGUACAAUGCAUGUGCCCAUUCUAACCUCAAUGGAGUAUGGUACAGAGGUGGACACUACCGCAGUCGCUACCAAGAUGGAGUCUACUGGGCUGAAUUCAGAGGAGGGGCCUACUCCCUGAAGAAAGUAUCUAUGAUGAUAAGACCGAACCCAAACACCUUUCAUUAAGUAUCCAUGGCAAAACAACUUCCUUUCCAUGAAAACUUAAAUUCAAACAGCUCUUGAACUCUGAUACAAUGGCACCUCACACAGCCAGAUCAAGAAGACGAUGACAUAGAAAGUGCAAUAUCUAAGCCUUGGAGAAGCAAUCAAGGAGAAGCAGGGUGCGUCAUGUUGCUUCAAAGUCCCUUAGCAAACUGUUUGGCCAGAUACAAUGCUAUUUCACGGCUAGCUCUUAAAUGUACACGGAGAGCUAACAUUAAUAAUAUGCAUGUCAAU